GACGCAUCAACAUGGGUCCUGCCGGGCGGGAUCGCCGAAUGCGAGCAGGCCAAGCUCUUCUCCGCCGAACCAAGCGCAGAACUCCAGGUGCAAGAGCGGAAGAAAGCUCCAGAAGCAGGUGGAUGCAAAUGCCGCAACCUGGAAAAGUCAGUCUGGAGACUUGAAGAGACUGAAAAGAAGGUUCUUUGGCGCUGUCGUGGAUGCCGAAAGACAAUGAGCGUCUUUGCAAGAGAUCAGGACUUCUUUGAUGCAAAGCUGUCCAUCCGAGCAAUGACUGGAAUUCUUUGGAUUUUUUGCUCCAAUCUACACUUGUCACCUGACAAAUCCAGCCUAUUGCUGGAAGUUGGCCAUCGUGUCAUCCGUUUGCUCUUCCAAAAGUUUGCUGAAUUCUACGUUCCUCUGAUUGACAGACUGAAUGGAUCUCUUACUGUUGGAGGUUUGGGACAGGAUGUCGAACUGGAUGAGAUCAGCUUCCGCUCUGUGGGACGUGCUCACGGCAUCGUUUGGCUUCGUUACUUGGCAGUGGUUCGACGUGGGUCUGCCUUGGUGUGGAUUGAGCCAUUGCCUUACCGCAUUUCUUCUGCUGGACAGGGCGGUGGAGGGCCAAUUUCCUUGCAGGAGAUGCGAGAAGUUUGCUUUUAG
Messenger RNA from Symbiodinium necroappetens, 642 nucleotides. Lineage: Eukaryota; Dinophyceae; Suessiales; Symbiodiniaceae. The record is from the annotation of a GenBank genome assembly.